CUGCCCUUGCGCCUGCGCAGAAGGGUGUUCCCGCCUCUUGGUGGCGGGGCGCUCAGCUCGCUGUCGCUGUCGUUGUCGCUGUCGCUGUCGGAGCCGGAGCGCCAUGGCGGUGAGCACAGGCACCUCCCUGGCGCUGUCCUUGCUCCUGUCCCUGCUGCUGUUCGCCGGGAUGCAGGUGUUUAGCCGCCACCUGGGCUCCACCGAGUGGCUGACCGUCCAGGGAGGCCUGCUGGGCUCCGGCCUCUUCGUCUUCUCCCUCACCGCCUUCAACAACCUGGAGAAUCUGGUUUUCGGCAAAGGCUUCCAGGCCAAGAUAUUUCCUGAGAUCGUCACCUGCCUCCUGCUGGCUCUCUUCGCUUCGGGCCUCAUCCACCGUGUCUGCGUCACCACCUGCUUCAUCUUCUCCAUGGUCAGCCUCUACUACAUCAACAAGAUCUCCUCGACGCUCUACCAGGUGUCCGCGCCCCCGCCGGCCCCCGUCAAGGCCACGGGCAAGGGCAAGAAGCGGAACUGACCACCCGGCCGGCCCCCAGAUAAAGCCCGACCGCCUUCGUGACCCCGUCUGCCGACGCCUCGUUGCACCCAGUGGGCGCUCAGUAAAUACGAUCGAACGAACGAA
Messenger RNA from Ornithorhynchus anatinus (platypus), 619 nucleotides. It is a transcript of the gene KRTCAP2, whose product is annotated as keratinocyte associated protein 2. The record is from RefSeq and is a predicted model, not a curated record. The transcript is spliced from 5 exons. Lineage: Eukaryota; Metazoa; Chordata; Mammalia; Monotremata; Ornithorhynchidae. The coding region runs from base 104 to 514 and encodes 136 amino acids.